AUGGGACUAAUUAGUGCUAUAAUUUGGUUAUUUAAUGAAAUUCAAACAAUGUAUCAUAUUAUGUUAUCACCUAUACGCGGCAUUACACAUAAAGAAAGAUUAGAAAGUUUUUAUGCUGGUCAGGCUAAAAAUUAUGAUUCAUAUAGAAAAAAAUUACUUGCUUGUAGAAAAACAUUAUUGGAUAAACUGCCAUUUGGUGGAAUUUGGGUUGACAUGGGUGGUGGCACAGGUUUUAACAUUGAGUAUAUAGCACAAUUGGGUAGAUUAAAAUAUUACACAAAAGUUUAUCUAGUAGAUUUAAGUCCAUCUUUGUUACAAAUUGCAGUAAAACGAAUCGAAGAAAAUGGAUAG
Molecule: messenger RNA, 351 nt
Organism: Rotaria sp. Silwood2
Lineage: Eukaryota; Metazoa; Rotifera; Eurotatoria; Philodinida; Philodinidae
Source: the annotation of a GenBank genome assembly